AUGGAGCAACUAUUCAAAUUGAUAAAUCUAUUAAUACAUCCAGCAUCGAAUCAACUUCAACUCAAAAGUAUCAUAGUUCUUAUCACAGCCAUUAACAAGGCUCAGGAACUUGAGAUGGUCAAAAAUUUUGAAUUGAAUUAUAAAACUGAAAUGAACCCCAUUUAGAGCAUAAUAGGCUACUGUUUCAUUAUAGAUUCUAUUUCAUCAACUUAGCACAUACUCAUCAUUUCAGCUUUCUUUGUUGUGCACAUCUUAUUGCUUCUGAUGUUAGCAUAUUUUCACCUUGUAAAGAAUAAAUCAGUGACAUUGCAGUACAUCUUGCAUGCAUUUCUAACAUAUUACUAAUUGCUCUUCCAAAUUCCUAUCAUAUACUCAGCGUUAAGGUUUAUUUAUGAUUAAUAAAUAUGCGAUGACAGCUACAUUUGCUCUUCAGAUGGCAGAGUAGGAUUGAUAAUCAUAGGGUUGCUGAAUAUCAUAUUCACCCUGAUUUUAAAUUCAAUACAUAUAUAUUUUGGAAGAUGCGAAAAAUUAAUGGAAGACAAUUAUAUUUUAACAUUGGAUUAUUCAAUUCUGUUGAAUGGCAUCAUGCAGAUUUUAGUAUUAAUCACCGUUGUUCUAAAAGCAAUAGAAAUUCUGCCAGAAUUGAGAUUUGCGUUGAUCUUGAUAAAAAGUUUGAUAUACGUUAUAACUUCACUUAACAGAAUAAAUCAAUUCUCAUAUAUAUUAGUCGAGACUGUUUCAGUUGCAAUAAAUCUAUCAAUAUCAUUCAAUUUUAGCAUCUAUGAGUUAUUCUUGAUUAUCUCAUUUUUGUUGUGCUUGUGUGUAUAGAUUCAAAACAGGAUAGUCAACUUCCACGUCACUUUGAAAGAGUAACAGAACUUAGUUACACUCUAAAUCCUAGAGGAAAGCAACGAAAUGAGCGCUUUGCCAAAAUCUAAAAUCAUCCUAUCUGUCAUCAAAAAGAAUCACAUCUGCAAAAAAUGCAAGAACCCUCAUCAAUUGGUUGAAUGCCUCCUGCGCAGAAUGGCCAAUACAGUUCUCAAUAGGAGUCAACUUUACGUUUUACUUUACUGUUCCUAUGUCGCAAAUCAUGCUCCAUUAAAGGCUUUGGUCAGAUUGGUUCUGAUGACUUCCAACGACAUUUACUACAGAAUAGCAUCUCAUAAUUUGUAAUAGGAAUUGUACAAAAGAACCUAACAAUUUUAGAAGGAAGCUUAAAUCAAGAACUCAAUAAGGAAUGCUAAUGAACACUUGAAUUCAUUAGAUGUUCAAUCAGCAUUUCACACAUCUCAUUCUGCUGCCUUUUUAUUUCCUCUCAUUAUUGAAACCUUGAAUGGCAAAAUCAAUUUCUGGAAUAAACUGAUAAAUGGAUACAACGAUAUUGAUCAUUGUCUACAUGAAGCACUAAAGACAACUUCUAAAAUGCUAAAAUGUAAAAAAGAAUUUGAAAAUAGAUUUGACAUGAUUAACAACAGAUUGAAAGGAUCCUCUACUCAAGAUAUAUUAUCUAUGAGGAUCAUACAAAUCUAUUAGACUGGAAUUUAUUCUAAUUCAUUCUAAGCUUUUUAAUUAGAAAAAGCAAUUGACGAUCUCUUAAAGAGUGAGAGGUAUAAGCAAGAUGAAUCCUUGGAUAACAUUCAACUUAUAUAAAAUAGAUUGAUAAUCUUGAAGUCUAGUCUAGUGCGCAAACGAGGAGAACUGGUUAACACUAACACUAAAUAGUUGUCAUAGUUUUUGUGUGAUUCUGAAGACAAUGUUAAGUUAAUUAAGCAUUGCAAUCAGUUGAUGCCAAACUUCUUAUAGAGUAUCCAUGAUUAGUUGAUGGACAAUUAUUUAUAGAAUGGUCAUUCCAAAUUAAUGGUCCAUGGAGAAUCAACAUUCUUCUAAAAUAUAUAAGGAUACAUAGAACCUUGUAGCAUCAACUUAUAUAAUUAUUUUGACUCCAACAAGAAUGACUUUUUGUUAAAUAUGAUCUUGACUAAGGAAUAAUCUAAUAAUGAAACUAUCUUAUUUGGUGUAGAUGGAAAGAUACUUGGAUUCACCAAAUAAUUUUAUGAAGAAGCUUUGAAAUCUAAAACUAAAAUAGAAAGUUCCCACAUGUCUAAACGAACUGAAGCAACAGUUUCAUAAAUGGAGGUCAGAGAACUUCUAGCAAGAUAUCCCUUAAUUUAAUACUACAUACCAUCUAUCACCUAGUAGGUUGAAGAAUUAAAAGUGUAAAUUAACUCUUCUUCAAAUUACCUCAUGAAUAAUUUAAGGUCAUAUUGGAUUGUACCUUAAAACCAUAGCGAGUGUCUCUUAAACUCUCAAUUAAUACUAUCAUAAUUUAAGAGAAGAAGUAAUGGAUCCUAAUUACAACUCAAUAUGAGAUCAUAUAAGUCUCAAACAUAUUCAAGAUAUUCUCAAAACUCUAUGAAUACGAACAUAGAAAUGUAUGACGAUUAAGAAAUCCCAUAAGAAAUCAGAAAAUAAAUUCUUGUUGAGAACACUCCAAUUAUAAUUUUGCAUCCAGAAGUCUAAGAAUCCAUAAAAAAGCUAGUGGAAUUCGACAAUUAAUCUCAAUACAUGCAACUAGGCUUAUUUUACAGUCUGUCAUACAAAGUAUUAAAAUAUAAGAAAGGAACUUAUGCCUAUUUUAUGAUUUCAAUCAAAGAAAUGAAGCAUUUAUAGUUAUCGAAUACAAAUCAGCACUUCACUACUGUACCCUCGUAAGCUACUCAAUAAUAAAGUUUAUAACCUUCAUAGGAUUUGAACAGCAGUGACCUAUUCCCGAAAAGUGAAAUUGUGGAGAUCGAUGAAUCCUAAAAUGCCAUAGUUUAGGAGAUAAAAAUGAUGAAUUAAUUGAGAUCUGUCAAGCAAUAUGAUAAUGAUGAGCCUAAUAAUAAUAAUAACAUUUUAGAUAAUUCCAAAUCCAUUGAAAUGAGCUUUAAAGUAAAACAAUCUGAUAGAUCCAACAUUUUUGAUUCAAGUAGAUAAAUGAUUAUUUAAUAACCAUUGUAUGUUAAACCCAGGCAACUCGACAAAUCAAGCAACUUAGAAUUCGAGUAAAUGGAAAAUGAUAUGCAUGGAUUAAAGGAAAGGUAGCUUGAAUUAUUAGAUGAAAAUGAGUAGGAAAUAGUGAAUGAUAAAUUUGAAUCCAAUAGUCAAACUCUAAAGAAGAACUCCAUCUUGGGUAAGUUGAGAAUAGCCUAGAUUCAAAAGAAAGAGAAUGCUAUGGAUUUUGCAUCGAAUCCCUCUAGAACUUCAACUAAUUCAACAUCCAAGGAGUCAUUACUCAUAGUUUAAUAGCUAUACUAUAACACUCAAUUGAUUACUCCUCUUAAGAAAAUAGCAUUAAUUCUAACAUUAAUAUGUCUAGCCAUUUUGACCGUAGAUAUCAUAAAUGUUUAAAUGAUAUCAACUAAUCUAGUAUCUUAAACUGAUUAGGUUGUAAAUUUGAGAAAACCACAAAAUAUUAAUUACUUUUACACUUCUGCUAUGCUGUAAGAAUGGGUUCAAUAUUUGUAUACUUAAAAAAUAAUUACCUUAAGCCCUUUUAUGAAUCAAAGAAAUAUAGAUACCUUAUCUUAAAUGUAUGACUAUGCAAGAUAGGAAAUGAUUAAUUUGGCAAUUUAAGUACCUUAGCAGGCUCAAGAUUUGAAUGCGAAGACAAUCUUUAACUUUAAGUAUAUAGAAAAUGGAGUUAUUAAAUAUUCAGAUGUACCUUUGUAAGACUUUUAUUAAGUCUUAUAUCAAACAGUAGAAACUUCGUAUAGAAACAACCUGGGGAAGUAAUAAAUCAUAUACCCAGAUAUGUUAACAACAGGAGUAGUUAGGGUGAAUUUAUGGCAAAUGGUAGAUUUACAUAAUCAACUAAUUUAGAUAAUCAUGUAAAAUACUAUUGAUGCUUAAUCUUUAGUAAGAUCAUACUUCUUAACUGUUAUGAUGGCAGAGUUAUUUUCUGUUAUAUUUUUUAUAGGACUGUAAUUAAAAUAUUGGCUAUUCAUCGAUCACAUCACGAAAUCUAUAUUAUUUUUGGUAUCACGUUUAAAUGAAAAUUAAUCAACAGAUUAAAUUAACCGAUUAUCAAUGAUAAAAGAAUAGUUGGAAAAUGAAAGUUCAAAUACAUGGAAACUAUAUAAUUUUGGAGAAGUUAUGUUUGAAUUUUCAGAUAAAAAGUCCAAGAAAAUCUAAUUAAAGUAAUCUCUUUCAAUUUAAUCUACAUAAAAUAACUAUCGAGCUACCAGUGCUCUAUAUUCCAGAAUAUAAAAAACCUAUUAUUUGAAUAGAACAAAUGUAAUAGUAACAUUUCUUUUGGCUAUAACAUGGUCUGCAUUCUUAAUGGCGGGGUAUCUUUUACAUAUGUCAUAUAAUGACAACUUCUAACCAUCUUUAACCGUUACAUUGAAAUUUGUGUAAUUUAGACACAACAUGGAUUCAUUAGCUCUAAUUGCAGGAUUAACAAAAACUGAGCCUCUGAUUCCAAAUUAUAAUUUAAGUUUCAUUAAUUAAACUUUAUCAUCAUCGCUAUUGUCUUAAUACAAAGAUAAUUUAUUGCCAUUGAUAAAUGAAAUAGCUGAUGUAAUUUUGACAAAUGCAAAUGCUAAUAAAAAGAACAGUAUUUUUGAUGGAGUACUUAAUUAUGACUUAUGCUUAUCUACCUCUUUAGAUAAUCUUCCAGCUUGUGAUUUAUCCAAACAAUCUUUAGCUUAUGAUAAGAAGGAUUUAUACUUAGAUGUAAUUGUAAAUGGUGCUCUUGGAUUUACAGCUGCUUUCACCAAAUUUAUAAAUUAAGAAUACGAUUACGAAAUAAACAACUUGAAAUAUAGUCCAAAUAUUGAAGAGUGCAGAAUAACAGCACAAUCAUAAUAGUUUUAGAAUUUUGUUCUUUAAUAUUUUACUGACAUUCAGAAUGCUAUGAGAUAAUUUUUAAUUUUGUUUUAACAAGACAAUGCAAAUAUCAGUUAAGGCAUUAUCAGCGUGAUACAAGUGUAUUAUUAUGGAUUUGGAUUAAGUUUAUUUGCUAUAUAUUGUAUAUCGAGUUUUGUAUGGAUAUACAAACAGCAACAAACAAUUUAAUCAUUAAGACAGAUUUUAGUGCUAAUUCCAGCCGAUUUGAUUCUUACUGCAAACAUUAGAAGCCAAGCAAAGGAAAUCCAUUAGAUGUUGUACUGA
This is a messenger RNA of Paramecium tetraurelia, 5154 nucleotides long. RefSeq lists its product as uncharacterized. The transcript is spliced from 7 exons. The record is from RefSeq and is a predicted model, not a curated record. Lineage: Eukaryota; Ciliophora; Oligohymenophorea; Peniculida; Parameciidae.